AUACCAACAAAGCAUUAAAAAUAACUCAGUGUGAGAAAAUUUAGGCAUGCCAACUUAGAUAUGGAUUUAGGCCGUGAUUUAGGUUGAAUCGGAGGGAAAAUAGUUAGCUUCAGAAUUUUGACUUCAGUCUUAUAAAUUCAAUUUCAUAAGGAACAGUUUCUUACAAACAAUUUCUUACUAAACCUUAAAAAUUUUUAAAUUCCACGCCUUAUUUAAAAUAGUCCACUAUGUGAAAACGAAAUGGCAAUGAAAGAGCUGUGUUUAUUUAUUAAUAUUGAAAUGUGGGGCGCCGACGAUUUGAGUUUAAAGCAUUGCAUUUAGAUACGUAUUAGUUUUAAAUUUUAUUUACGUGGGCCAUAUUAUUUAUUGUCAGAUCAUGAAAUGGAAAAUUUUCUGGACCUAGAAGACACUUUUUGUUGAACUGCAACAUACAAAGCAUAUAGAGAACUUAGACUAUUUGUGUGAAGCAAAACAGUUUCUAUAAAAACUGGAACCAUGAGUGGUUCCUUUGAUUGGAGAUUAUAUUUGAAGAAGCCUAACUUUUCAGCUGCACCAGUCUCGUGCUUUAAUCAUGUUGCUCUCUCAAGUUGUUGGCAUAAGAUUACUCUUGGCGUUUUUGUUGAAAUGAGGAGUCCUGAUUGUAAAACUUGCUGUACGGCAGACCCUUGUCGUUACUGGAUUGCUUCUGUGAUAAAUGUUGCUGGAUACAUGGGACUACUGCGAUUUGAAGGCUUUGAUGACGGAAGUGAAGACAGAUGGAUCAACUUAUGUACAGAACCUCAUAUUCAUCCUAUAGGAUGGUGUAUAGAUAAUGAGAAACAUUUAGUUCCCCCAAAAAGCAUUGAAGGAAAGUUUGACUGCUGGAAAAAAUAUUUAGUGAAGAAAAUAUCUGGAGCUCAAACCAUCCCACCUGUGCUUGCUUUCAAGGCAGCAGAACAUACUCAUAAUACCAUUAAGAAAGGAAUGAAACUUGAAGUUGUUGAUAAAAACUUGAUUUCUGUUGUACGUUCUGCUGUAGUGAGUGAUGUUGUUGGUGGGAGAUUACAUGUGAAAUAUGUGGAAUCAGAAUAUGAAGAUGAAGGUUUCUGGUGUCAUGAACGUUCUCCCUUGAUUCAUCCUGUAGGUUGGGCUCAGAUUAUCGGUCAUGCCUUGAAGAGUCGUCCAGAAUAUGCUCGGCAGUCAUUGAAGAAAACUCUGUAUCGGACAUUUGAAUCAAAUGAUGCUACUUGGGAUAUGUUUCUACCUGUGUAUAAUCCAGUACGGAAUUCUAAGUUCAAAGAAGGUAUGAAGUUGGAAGCUAUAGAUCCUUUAAAUCUAUCUACAAUCUGUGUGGCCACUGUUACAGAAGUUCUAAGAAAUAACUACCUUAUGAUAGGUAUUGAUGGUAUGAUGGCUGCAAAUGGUUCAGAUUGGUUUUGCUAUCAUGCUUCAUCCCCCUGCAUAUUUCCUGUGGGUUUCUGUGAGAGCAAUGGAAUAGAACUUACUCCUCCUAGAGGUGAGACUCUAAAACUCAUAUAGUUUACUGAAAAAUUA
Messenger RNA from Stegodyphus dumicola, 1533 nucleotides. Its product is annotated as MBT domain-containing protein 1-like. Gene Ontology annotation, biological process: negative regulation of DNA-templated transcription. Gene Ontology annotation, molecular function: chromatin binding. Gene Ontology annotation, cellular component: nucleus. Lineage: Eukaryota; Metazoa; Arthropoda; Arachnida; Araneae; Eresidae. The record is from RefSeq and is a predicted model, not a curated record.